Messenger RNA from Closterium sp. NIES-65, 777 nucleotides. Lineage: Eukaryota; Viridiplantae; Streptophyta; Zygnematophyceae; Desmidiales; Closteriaceae. The record is from the annotation of a GenBank genome assembly.
AUGAUCAUGAGCACCCGUGUGGCAGUGCUGACAGGGGCGGGUGUGUCUGCAGCAUCAGGCGUGCCCACCUUCAGAGGGGCGGGUGGGCUCUGGCGCACUUAUGAUGCCACGGAGCUGGCAACCCCACAGGCGUUUGCGGCGGACCCAUCGCUGGUGUGGGAGUUCUACCACUACCGCAGGUGCUGCCCUCCUGCUGCCAACCACCACUAUAGCCACUUCCUUCCUUCCCAUCGCAAUGUGGAUGGACGGCCAUGCCCGGCUGGGGCAGUAACAUCUUCAGCUGCUUGCACCACUGCCAUCACAUGUGCCCUCGUCUUGCCUGCACGGCCCUGCUGCACUCCUCGCUGUGCAUUGGCGGCAUGCCCACCAUCGCCCCCCACCCAUCGUCACCCCUCACCAUCCCCUGGCAAACCUCAGAACGUGGACGGGCUGCACACAGCGGCGGGCAGCAGCGCGCUGGUGGAGCUGCAUGGCUGCCUCUGGCGCACCCGCUGCCUAACCUGUGGGGACAUCUCAGAGAACCGCACUCAACCCAUCUGCGCUGCUCUGGAGGGCAAGGGAGCGCCCAGCGAGGGUGCCAAGGCAGCGAGCAUAGCUCUCAAGGACCUGCCGCGCUGCACCAAGCUGCCCGGGACCAGCAGCGGGGUUUGCUCGGGUGGUGCGGGCGGCAGGGGGGCGGGUGCGGAGUUCAAUGUGGAAGCCACGGCACUCUCCCCUCUCGCCACCUGGAAGUUCCCUGGAGACUCUGCCAUGCUUCUGCCGCUCGUGCUGGGGUGA